Porites evermanni is the source of this 683-nucleotide messenger RNA. The record is from the annotation of a GenBank genome assembly. NCBI's taxonomy places the organism in Eukaryota, Metazoa, Cnidaria, Anthozoa, Scleractinia, Poritidae.
AUGCUGGGAGACAAAGCUGCCUGUAUUUGUUAUGUUCGACUUCAGCAGUUCAUCAACAGGUAACAGGGCACAAAGAAUAGUGACUUGUAUGCAGUUUUUAAUAAAGGUCACGAGUUUGGUAACCUGGGGGCCCCCUGCAAUUUUAGCAACUUUCAAGCACAAUUAAUCGAAAGGAGAGCCUGAUCUUAGGGUAAGAACUUGUUCGUUUUCUUGUUUCAGCAGGUUUUCGUUGUUUCGUAGAAUACCGGCAACUGUUCCUAAACUUUUAAAUAUUUCCUGUAAAAAAGGGGUUCGAUCCUAGAUUACCACGCGGUGUUUUUCUUUAAGGGUUUCUUUGCGCUUUGCCCGGCAAGACUAAGCAAUCCCCUUUGGCCAAGUUAUCCAUGAUUCCCUGCCAGAAAAUCCUCGGCAACAAAACAAUGGAUUCACACCGUUCAUUUUAAGUUGCUUUAUUCAACUGGGGUCUGUUGAAUACCUGUGAAUGAGAGUUCUAACCAGCAUUUUUAGAUAAUUUUAUUUAAAUGAUAAAAACUCAAAUCGAAACUUACUUACAAAUGGCCGUGAUGAGAAUUUUACUUUUUACUCCCAUGAUCUUUAUUUUCCUUAUUGUCAAUUUCAUUUUUAGUGCUGGUGUACCAUUAACACGUCAAACUGAAGAAACACGGGUGUGGCAGAAAAAAUAA